Pistacia vera is the source of this 639-nucleotide messenger RNA. RefSeq lists its product as uncharacterized. The transcript is spliced from 4 exons. The record is from RefSeq and is a predicted model, not a curated record. The coding region runs from base 270 to 620 and encodes 116 amino acids. Gene Ontology annotation, cellular component: plastid-encoded plastid RNA polymerase complex. NCBI's taxonomy places the organism in Eukaryota, Viridiplantae, Streptophyta, Magnoliopsida, Sapindales, Anacardiaceae.
AAGGCCUCAUUUUUCUAUGGUUUAGACAUUUGAGCAUGAUUUUACAGUUGAAUUAUAGACCAGGAACUUGGAACUAUUCUUUUCCCUCCUUAAUCAUGUGAAGCCAUUAAUUAAGCUGUUGCUCUUUAUUCAUAUGAGGAGUAUCCUAAGUUUUCUUGUUAAUGGUACCUGUUUCCUGAAUGUCGAAAUUGUAGUACAUUCGCUGUGCAAAGAGUGAUUAUGGGUGCUACAAUGUCACAGAACCACCCAUUGAUGCACCUCGAGAUCCAAUGUACAAAUCUGAGAGGGAGAUUCAUAAGGUAUUCCUGACAAAGCAUUUCAGAAACAGGAGGUUGGGUGACCCAGAGUUUGUGCUAGAUUUUGAGGAAAUUUAUGUUAUCGAUUCUAAAACAAAGUCGAUUACCAGAGCUAAAGUUUUGGUCACAGUUCCAAGAAGCAGAGAUAGAAAGAGUGAUUUACUUGUAAUUCGUGAUAAUGGGAACUCCUUCAGAAUUAUUCAUGCAAGCGAAAAAGAUGAUCCCACCACUGUGAUAGAGAGAGAAGAGUGGGUCAAGACCAGGCAAGACAUGGAGAGACAUCUAAGAAAGCUUCGGGAUUUCAGCACUUCAAAUUGGUUCUGAUCAACCUGCAGAACUAUGU